Cornus florida is the source of this 2286-nucleotide messenger RNA. Its product is annotated as cycloartenol synthase 2-like. Gene Ontology annotation, molecular function: intramolecular transferase activity. Gene Ontology annotation, cellular component: lipid droplet. Bases 1 to 2286 code for a protein of 761 amino acids. NCBI's taxonomy places the organism in Eukaryota, Viridiplantae, Streptophyta, Magnoliopsida, Cornales, Cornaceae. Gene Ontology annotation, biological process: triterpenoid biosynthetic process. The transcript has 18 exons. The record is from RefSeq and is a predicted model, not a curated record.
AUGUGGAAGCUUAUACAAUCUGAAGGUGACGAUCCUCGGGUUAAAAGCACCAAUAAUCAUAUUGGUAGACAAUUUUGGGAAUUCGACCCUAAUCACGGAACACCUCAAGAACAUGCUCAAGUUGAAAAAGUUCGUGACGAAUUUCAUGAGAACCGGUUUAAAGUCAAGCAUAGUUCUGAUCUGUUAAUGAGACUUCAGUUUGCAAAGGAGAAUGAAUGUGAGAGGAAGUUACCAAAGGCGAAAGUGAUCAGAAAUGAAGAAGUAGCAAGUGAAGAAGAAGUGGUAACCACAUUGAAAAAGGCACUGAGUUUCUACUCAACUCUCCAAGCUGAGGAUGGGCAUUGGCCUGGGGAUUAUGGCGGGCCUUUGUUUCUUCUACCAGGCUUGAUUAUCAGUUUGUCUAUGAUGGGGGCCGUGAAUGCAAUUUUGCCACAAGAGCAUCAAAUUGAGAUACGUCGUUACAUAUAUAAUCAUCAGAACGUAGAUGGGGGAUGGGGAUUACAUAUAGAAGGGCGCAGCAUUAUGUUCUGUACGGCUCUCAAUUAUGUUGCCCUGAGAUUGCUUGGAGAGAGAAUGGACGGUGGAGAUGGAGCCAUGGACAAAUCAAGGAAAUGGAUUCUUGAUCAUGGUGGAGUCACCUACAUUCCAUCAUGGGGAAAAUUGUGGCUCACUGUACUCGGUGCAUACGAGUGGAGUGGCAACAAUCCGCUACCCCCGGAGACAUGGCUCGUCCCGUACAUUCUUCCUAUACACCCAGGACGAAUGUGGUGUCACUCACGGAUGGUAUACCUGCCAAUGUCAUAUUUAUAUGGGAAGAGGUUUGUAGGGCCAAUGAAUGCCACUGUUUUAUCAUUAAGAAGAGAGCUUUAUACACUUCCCUACCAUCAAAUUGACUGGAACCAGGCCAGAAGCCUAUGCUCUAAGGAAGAUCUGUAUUACCCACACCCUAUGCUACAAGAUAUGAUCUGGAGUGGUUUGCAUAAGGUUGUAGAACCUCUUCUCAUGCAAUGGCCUUUUUCUAGGCUAAGACAGAAGGCACUGGACACUGUUAUGCAGCAAAUCCACUAUGAAGAUGAAAACACACACUACAUAUGCCUUGGACCUGUCAAUAAAGUGCUAAACAUGGUUUGUUGUUGGGUGGAAGAUCCAAAUUCAGAGGCAUCCAAAUUGCACAUCUCAAGGAUCAAAGAUUAUCUUUGGGUGGCUGAAGAUGGCAUGAAGAUGCAGGGCUAUAAUGGAUCUCAAUUAUGGGACACUGUUUUCGCUGUUCAAGCUAUACUUGCAACCAACCUUACUGAUGAAUAUGGUUCAAUGCUCAAAAGAGCACAUGAGUUCAUUAAAAUCUCACAGGUCAGGAGAGAUAGCUAUGGCAAUCUUAGUUCCUGGUACCGACACAUUUCUAAGGGCGGAUGGCCUUUCUCUACACCGGACAAUGGUUGGCCUGUUUCAGAUUGCACUGCAGAAGGUUUGAAGACAGCACUCUUGCUAUCGAAAAUGCCAGACAACAUUGCUGGAGAAACAAUAGCACCAAAUCAGCUACACGACGCAGUUAAUCUUAUUCUCACUCUUCAGAACAACAAUGGAGGAUUUGCAUCAUAUGAGCCCACAAGAUCUUAUGCAUGGCUGGAGAUAAUCAAUCCGGCAGAAUUAUUUGGAGAUGUCAUGAUUGACUAUCAGUAUGUAGAAUGCACCUCAGCAGUAAUUCAGGGACUUAAAUUAUUCAUGAAAUUGCAUCCAGAACAUCGAAGAAAGGAAAUAGAGGCAUGUAUUGCAAAAGCACUCGACUUCAUUGAGACCAUACAGCUACCUGAUGGCUCAUGGUACGGGUCUUGGGGAGUCUGCUACACCUAUGGGACAUGGUUUGGGAUAAAAGGGUUGGUGGCUGGUGGUAUGACUUAUCAAAAUAGCUAUAGCAUCAGAAAAGCUUGUGAUUUCCUACUAUCCAAACAGCUCGACUCUGGAGGCUGGGGAGAAAGCUACCUUUCAUCCCAAAACAAGGUAUACACAAAUAUUGAAGGGAACAAUCCGCAUAUAGUAAACACUGGAUGGGCAAUGUUGGCUCUUAUUGAAGCUGGGCAGGCCCUGAGAGAUCCAAACCCAUUGCAUCGUGCUGCGAAGGUGUUGAUUAAUUCCCAAAUGGAAAAUGGAGACUUCCCACAGCAGGAAAUAAUAGGAGUCUUCAACAAGAGCUGUAUGAUAAGCUACUCUGCCUACAGAAACAUCUUCCCCAUAUGGGCCCUUGGAGAAUAUCUCAAUCAUGUUCUACUACCUUCAAGAAAAUUUUAA